GUCUCCCGCGCUGCAUUGUGGGACGUGGGCUGCUGCUGUAGUCAAGAUGGCUGUACACCUGAGACGGGGCGAAGAGCCUGGUUUAGCACAAGGCCGCGAAUGAAGUUUUUAACCGCCAACCCGCCGCGGAUGAUCCAAGCCCCCCGCUCUCCUGGAGUUUACCCGAGCAGCGACCGAAACGUGCACACGCAGCGACGGAGUCCUCCCCCCCAAAAAACAACACCAGAGGAUAAAGUCGUAUGAAUUCCGACGAGAAGGAGGACUGUGAGUGUGCGCCACCACAGGCCCAGCUUAGCCCAGCGAGAGGAGACGCGAGAGAAAACGAGGAGUCUGAAAACGAAAACCCAGAAGCAAGCCGAAUGAAGCGUGCAGCCGCCAAGCACCUCAUAGAGCGCUACUACCACCAGUUAACGGAGGGCUGUGGGAAUGAGUCGUGCUCAAACUCAUGGUGCGCGUCCUCGCUGGGGUUCAGCCGCAUGGACAACAACGCAGCGGCCGUCAAAGCUCUGGAGCUCUACAAGGUCAACGCAAAGCUGUGCGACCCCCACCCAUCUAAAAAGGGCACUGCGUCCACAUACCUGGAGACGCAUGGCAACCAGGACGGCAACAGCAAGAUGAACAACAAGGAUAACCACUCGGUCAGGGACAACUUCAAAGAGAUCACCUAUCUGACUGAGGAGAAGGUCUAUGAGAUCCUGGACAUCUGUGGUGAGAAGGAGGACUACUCUCCCCUUAUCCGAGUCAUUGGCCGGGUUUUCUCCAGUGCUGAGGGCCUGGUGCAGAGCUUCCGACGCUCCAAACCCCACACCAAGGAGGAGCUCAAGUCCCUCCAGGGCAAAGACGAGGACAAAGAUGAAGAUGAGAAGGAGGCGGCGGCGGCAUGCUCUGCGGUGGCCAUGGAGGAAGACUCUCCCUCUGCCUCCUCCUCCUCUUCAUCGCGUCUAGGGGACGGAGAAGCACAGAAGCUGGGUCCGGACGAGGUCUCCGUGGACAUCGAGGCGGUGCGGCGGAUGUAUGAGCGCUUGCUAUCUAACGAAAAGAUCGAGGCCGCCUUCCUCAAUGCACUGGUCUACCUCUCGCCCAACGUGGAGUGCGACCUGACCUACCACAACGUCUACUCUCGAGACCCCAACUACCUGAACUUGUUUGUAAUAGUCAUGGAGAACAGCAACCUUCACAGCCCCGAAUACCUGGAGAUUGCAUUGCCACAGUUUUGCAAAGCUAUGAGCAAACUCCCACUAGCGGCGCAGGCCAAGCUAGCACGCCUCUGGUCCCACUACACUGCAGAGCAGAUCCGGCGCAUGGUGGAGACCUUUCAGCAGCUCAUCACCUACAAAGUCAUCAGCAAUGAGUUCAACAGCCGCAACCUGGUGAACGACGACGACGCGGUGGUGGCGGCAACUAAGUGCUUGAAGAUGGUGUACUAUGCAAAUGUGCUGGGCGGAGAUCUGGACGUGGAGCAUAACGAGGAAGAGGAUGAAGAACCUAUCCCGGAGUCGAGCGAGCUGACCUUACAAGAGCUGCUAGGGGAGGAGAGGAGGAACAAGAAGGGCCCUAGGGUAGACCCACUGGAGACGGAGCUAGGCAUCCGCACUAACGACUGCAGACGACCGCUAGUGCCCUUUGAAGAGUUCAUCAACGAGCCCCUGAACGAAGUGCUGGAGAUGGACAAGGACUAUACUUUCUUUAAGGUGGAGACGGAGAACAAAUUCUCCUUCAUGACGUGCCCCUUCAUCCUCAACGCUGUUACCAAGAACCUGGGCCUGUACUACGACAACCGGAUCCGCAUGUACAGUGAGCGGCGGAUCACAGUACUGUACAGUCUGGUGCAGGGCCAGCAGCUCAACCCAUACCUGCGCCUCAAAGUGCGCCGAGAUCACAUCAUCGACGACGCUCUGGUCCGGCUGGAGAUGAUUGCCAUGGAGAAUCCUGCAGACUUGAAGAAGCAACUGUACGUGGAGUUUGAAGGAGAACAAGGCGUAGACGAAGGAGGUGUCUCCAAAGAGUUCUUUCAGCUGGUGGUGGAGGAGAUCUUCAACCCAGACAUUGGCAUGUUCACGUACGAAGAGCGCACGAGGCUCUUCUGGUUCAACUCAUCGUCGUUCGAGAAUGAGGGCCAGUACACGUUGAUCGGCAUCGUGCUGGGCCUGGCCAUCUACAACAACUGCAUCCUGGACGUGCACUUCCCCAUGGUGGUCUACAGGAAGCUCAUGGGCAAGAAGGGCACCUUCAGGGACCUGGCCGACGCAAAUCCAGUUUUACACCAGAGUCUGAAGGAGCUGCUGGAGUACGAGGGCAGUGUGGAGGACGACAUGAUGAUCACCUUUCAAAUCUCUCAAACGGACCUUUUUGGGAACGCCCUCAUGUACAACCUAAGGGAAAAUGGGGACAAGAUCCCUGUCACUAAUGACAACAGAAAGGAGUUUGUGUCCCAGUACGCUGACUAUAUACUGAACAAAAGUGUAGAGAAACAGUUCAAAGCCUUCAGGAGAGGUUUCCAUAUGGUCACCAACGAAUCACCGCUCAAGUACUUAUUCAGACCGGAGGAGAUCGAGCUGCUCAUCUGUGGGAGCCGGAACCUCGACUUUCUAGCACUUGAAGAAACAACAGAAUACGACGGUGGUUAUAAUAAAGAUUCAAGGAUUAUUAAGGAGUUCUGGGAAACGCUGCACUCGUUUGGUGAGGAGCAGAAGCGCCUGUUCCUGCAGUUCACCACUGGCACAGACCGGGCCCCUGUGGGAGGCCUGGGCAAACUCAAAAUGAUCAUCGCCAAGAACGGCCCCGACACAGACAGGUUACCUACGUCCCACACCUGCUUCAACGUGCUCUUGCUGCCUGAGUACAGCAGCAAAGAGAAGCUGAGGGAGAGACUGCUGAAAGCCAUUACCUAUGCCAAAGGGUUUGGUAUGCUCUGAGCCCCGCCCCCUGCCCCACUCCUACAACUACACCUGCCCCGCCCACAACAUGAGAACCUCUGGCCCCGCCCUCAGCCCUUUACCAGCCACAGAGCGACCAAUGGGAGUGCAGCAGAAGGUGCCUGUCCCCUUCAGCGGUGUGAAGCACAGAUCCAAGGCGCGCUCCCACACUCUGAAUGUGCCGCGCCGCUGCUCUAUACAGCGUCAUUACAGGAUUAUUUAUUAGCCGUGUUUCUGUCUCUGUUCGGGUACACUGUGGAGAGAGUGGAGUGUCAAUGUGAGCACGCAUUACCAUCUCACUACGUAGCCCCUUCUACGGUGGCCAGGAGGUGCCACAAAAUACGCCCUAGUAGCUAUUAUCCAGCUAAUGUCAAAACAAAUAUAGUAGUACAUGUGAAACUUAAGUCUACGCUAAAGUUGUCUGCCCAUACAAAUCCAGAUUACAAUGUUGCUUUUUAUUUUAUUAGAACUGGACAAAAUCUGUUGUAUUACCCCAAACUGAAGCCAGAAGGCAGGUUUUCCUUAAAUGUUAUAAGACUAGCCCUUCCAAACUUAGUAGGUCUUGAAAAGCUUUUAUAUAGAGGCAAAGCAUAAUUUUUGUCACAUUGACAACCAUAAGCUGGGCAGAGACAUUGUUGCAAUACAGUUAUUGCAGUUAGUGAUUUGGGAUAAGUGAUGCAGUUGGACUGUAUUAAUGGGCAUUUCAUUAAAAAGCCAACAAGCAAUUAAAAAUAUAACUGUCAAAAUACAUAAUAUGUUCUAUGCUUGUUUUGUUUGUUUGUUUUUGUUUCUGUAAGUUAAAGCUGCACUAUAACUUUUCUGGUGGAGGGUCCACCACCGGCUUGUCUCAAUUGAUGGGUUAUUGCUUUGCCUGGAAUGUUCCACAGUGUGGCAUUAAACCUAAUUUAUCUUGCAUUUAUUCAAUUACAGGUCUUUUCUAUUGUUUGAAAUGCCUUGAAAGAAUUCUUACUGUAAGCAGGCUCUCCUCUCCAGACUUGUAACUUGGCCUGGUGUCGUGACCUGUUUGUCUCCAUGGAGAUAAGUUUUUAAUGCCGUACUAUAGAACAUUCCAUGUUCAAAGCUAUUGCAUCUCCACGGAGACGAGCAGGGGGCAGACACUACACCAGAAAGGUUACGCAGUACACCUUUUAAGUUGCAUCAAAGACUGCUCAGUCUGUCAAAAGUAGAUAUUUGAAGCACUUCUUGGCCACUGUAGACCUCGAGUUGUUUAGAAUCUUUUGUUUACCAUUUUGCACCAUUUAUUUGUUUUUAGUGAACUCCUCAGUCAGUUCUUGAAUGGCUGUCUUUGUUUCGGGGGAGGAGACUCAAUCUGAGCUGUGUAAAGUGCACUUAGACAUUUCUUUCCGAAUGUUUUUUGGUCACAGGUUGCCGCGAUUGUCGCAAAGCAUUUGAUGUCUUCCUGUGUUCUUCUGGAUUAAAGACCAGUAUUGCUGUUAGACGGAACAACCAAACUAUUAUAGACCUAAGUGGUUUGUGUGUAGACAGUUCUCCAAGUGCCAACCACUAGAGUGAGGAGGUCCAUUUUGAGGUACAAGUAGUAGUAAUGGUCGUUCCAGUUUGGAGAAGCAGAUGGGAGCCGGAUUUUGUUAUCAAUAUGGUAAUAAAAUAUUCCAUUAAAUGAAUUAUUUGGAUUCUAAAAUAUUUACUGAAAAAAAGUGAUGGCUAUUUUAAAAAAGCAAACGAUAACCUAGCAUGUUUUGUAUGGCAACACAUUGUGCCAUAAACUACACUUCUAUGACAACUAUUGUGUAUCAAAAAAACGUAAAUGUUUCAACUCAGCUUUUGGCUCUUUUUUUUUUUCAAACUUUUUCUUCAAACUCAGUUACCUUAGAAAUUGUAGAAACCAUAGAAAUUUGCAGAACAGAAACACAUUAUGGUUGAGGAGUGACAAAAUUACAAGCAAAUACGUGUUUUGGUUGUGAACGUCCUCAAACGUCUCAAGUGUGUAAUGACUUUACUGGUAAAUGACUACAGUUAGCGAUUUACUGUAAUUCAAAUGUGGGUUAGUCCUAGAGAUGCAGCUUGUUGUACAAUGUAAAAAUACAGUUUUACGGUAUAUCCAUUUUACAGAUUUUGGGGGUAACAUGACUACAGCAAAUAUUAUGUAAACCUCUUCUUAUUCUAUUACAACAAUCUAAUCAAAUUUAUAAAGUUUUUUUUUUUUCUCUUUUAAAUCGUUACCAGUUCAGUUUUGGCCUGAUUUUUUAUAUUUUUUUACUUAAAUUAAUAUAAUUUCUGUCAUGCCUGGUUAGUUUUACAUGAAUAACAAUAGAAUAGGUGUACCUAAUAAUUGGUGAGCGAAAGGGGGUUCCAACCAUGCCACUAAUUCACACCACAGAUCCCUGAGCCAUUCUUUCUGUAUCAAUGCACUUAUUUUGUCAUGAUUUGUAUUUCUGUUCGGCUGGGGUAACAUUUUGUCAUUAUUUGUCGGGUUGCUUAUUUAAACGUUAUGAUUUGACACGGCACGGAUUGCGCUCGGACACUGGAUCAUAAAUGGCGCCAGUUGUGCGUUGCGUUCGUUAGUGGAGUUAACAUGUGGCUAGCAUACUCCAUAACUCCCAACAAGCCAGGUUCAAGGUUUCCAGUUUUCUUUUGCAUUACGUUGUACCUCGGUUCUAAUUAUUUUGGACGCUCGAGAUGCUGCACACACCUUGGACAUGUGAACGGACUCUAGAGCCUAGUGAAGGUCAAAGUUGAACCUGGCAAAGGGAAGCAGUUGAUUGGUUGGUUUGACUUCUUGAACAGUGGUGGACGGCGCUAAGUAUUCAGUGUUGUGAAAACAUGCUCAAUAAAGAUGACUGCUUUUUCCAA
Messenger RNA from Periophthalmus magnuspinnatus, 5747 nucleotides. RefSeq names its product ubiquitin-protein ligase E3A. Lineage: Eukaryota; Metazoa; Chordata; Actinopteri; Gobiiformes; Gobiidae. Gene Ontology annotation, biological process: ubiquitin-dependent protein catabolic process; protein polyubiquitination. Gene Ontology annotation, molecular function: ubiquitin protein ligase activity. The transcript is spliced from 11 exons. Bases 240 to 2915 code for a protein of 891 amino acids. The record is from RefSeq and is a predicted model, not a curated record.